This is a messenger RNA of Nematolebias whitei (Rio pearlfish), 1472 nucleotides long. It is a transcript of the gene irak4, whose product is annotated as interleukin-1 receptor-associated kinase 4. The record is from RefSeq and is a predicted model, not a curated record. Gene Ontology annotation, biological process: signal transduction; protein phosphorylation. Gene Ontology annotation, molecular function: ATP binding; protein serine/threonine kinase activity; magnesium ion binding. NCBI's taxonomy places the organism in Eukaryota, Metazoa, Chordata, Actinopteri, Cyprinodontiformes, Rivulidae. The transcript is spliced from 11 exons. The coding region runs from base 2 to 1399 and encodes 465 amino acids.
GAUGGAGAAGUCGUUGACUUCCGCUACUUACAUUCGCAACAUCAGUUAUGGUUUACGUCGCCAGCUGUCCGACUUUUUGGACCCACAGGACAGGUGGAAGGACGUGAUUGUGUCCAUACGGAAGCCGAGCGGGGAGUCGAGGUACUCCCAGCAUCACGUCAGGAGGUUUGAAGGUCUUGUAGCUCAGGGGAAGAGUCCCACAGUGGAGCUGCUGAAUGACUGGGGGACCACCAACUGCACGGUGGGACAACUGGUGGACAUUUUGAAGAGUAACAUGUUGCUGGCUGCUGCUAGUUUGCUGCUACCAGAGUUUUCAUCAACAUCAGCAGAAACGCAGCAGGUCUCUUCAGCAGAAACGUACAGUGACCUUCCAACCAGGCUGCUGGGGGAGACCGAGGCUCAGCCCCCACCCACAAGUUCUACUCUACAGACACAAGUACUGCUGGGAAACAGCGACGCUGGACACACAGGUUUCUCCAGUUUCCUGUACAGUGAGUUGUUGAGGGCCACUGGGAACUUUGACGACCGGUCCACGUCCAACGGUGGCGCCCGCCUCGGAGAAGGAGGCUUUGGUACCGUCUACAAAGGCUUCCUGAACAACAGGCCUGUGGCAGUGAAAAAACUCAAUCCAGUGGAUGACAUGCCGCUGGAUAAGUUGCAAGCUCAGUUUAAUCAGGAGAUCCAAACUCUGAGCGUAUUGCAGCAUGAGAACUUGGUUGACUUGGUUGGGUUCUCCUGUGACGAGGAGCACCUGUGUAUAGUGUACGCCUUCAUGGCCAACGGAUCUCUGCUGGAUCGACUAGCUUGUUUGGAUGGAAGUCCUCCUCUUUCCUGGAAACAGAGAUGCUUGAUAGCGGAAGGAACAGCCAGAGGUUUGGAGUAUCUGCACGACAAUCAUCACGUGCACAGAGACGUUAAAAGUGCAAACAUCCUGUUAGAUGAAAACUUUGUGGCGAAAAUCUCUGACUUUGGGCUGACAAGAGCAUCGGCUAAGCACUCAUCGACAACGGUGAUGACGGAGAGCGUCGUGGGGACCUGUGCGUACAUGGCACCGGAGGCACUGAGAGGAGAGAUCACACCAAAGUCUGACGUCUUCAGCUUCGGGGUGGUGCUGUUAGAAAUAUUGUCUGGACUCCCUCCAGCUGAUGAGAACAAGGAGCCACAGUUCUUGAUGGAGAUAAGGUAUGAUAUAGAUGAUGAAGAUGAAGAGCUGACUCUAGAGGAGUUUGUGGAUAAGGAGAUGAGAGACUGGGAGCUGAGUCAGGUGGAGACGAUCUAUUGUUUGGCGUCGAACUGCUUGCAUGAUCGAAAAAACAGACGCCCAGUCAUCAAACAGGUCCUUUCAGAGAUCCACAGUGUUGUCAAGAACAUUUCACUGGAUUCUGAAGAGCAGAAGUGAAGACUGGCCUCCCAGUAAGACCACCUGUGCCAGACUCAGUCCUCUGCCAGUUUUUGUAUUCCAAGUUGAAGAA